CCAGGAAAAACUAGGUGAACAUUUCCCGCACGUUUCUAAUGGGCAGUUCCCUUGUUCUUCAGCGUGGAUCGUCUGCUGUGGACUGGUGCGAAAGGAAUUACAUUGUUUCAUCUGGCAUCGCAGAAUUUGUAAAUACGGUAAGCAAUGUCCUGUUUCUUGUCUUGCCUCCAUUAUUACUGCGACUGUUCCACCAGUAUGCCAAGUGUGUUAGUCCAGGAAUAAUUUUGAUUUGGAGUUUGCUGUUGAUGAUUGGGCUCAGUUCAGCUUAUUUUCAUGCUACCCUGAGUUUGCUGGGUCAGCUUCUGGAUGAACUGGCCAUUUUGUGGCUCCUGAUGGCUUGUUUUGCUAUGUGGGUUCCUCGCCGGUAUCUUCCUUUAUGGUUCAAGAGAGAAAGGAGGACAUUUCAGAAAUUUGUUGCCUUAUUGUGUGCAGUAGGAACAGUACUAGUGUGUAUCUAUCCUGCAGUAAAUGCAUUUGCCUUAAUGGCUUUUGGAAUCCCCAUUACCUGUUUGUUGAUUAUAGAACUGAAAAGGUGUAACAAUCCACGAGUCUUUCGACUGGGUAUUCGAUCUGCUUUUUUGUGGGUCCUGGCACUUUGCUGUUGGAUCAAUGACAGACUCUUUUGCGAGAUGUGGUCUUCCCUGAACUUUCCGUACUUGCAUGGAGCGUGGCACUUGCUGAUAGCAAUUGCUGCCUAUUCAGGUUGUGUUCUGUUUGCCUACUUUGAUGCCUGUAUUGAAGUGCCUGACCAGUACCCUGCUUUAAUAUUCUGGCCAAGUGAUGGGUUUGAACUUGGUGUGCCUUAUAUCAUACUUCGUAGCCAUAUUAACCCAUCAACAGUCCCUAUGAAAUAUAAAAUUUAAUCCAGUGCAUUAAAGGUCAUUGUCAACUAAGACUAACUUAUUACAAAUCUUUAAAGAAAAAUUUUAGUUUUUUCAAGUGACAGAUCUGAAUUUUAGAUUUAAUAUUUUUUUCUAAAGUUUUGAUAUCUUAACUUUACGACGUCUAUAUUAAAUAAUACUUAACUUCUAUCUCCCUUUCGAUAUCACAGUUAGUUAAUUCUGUGGUCAACAUCUUACAGGUCUCUCGGUUUCUAUUUAUUUUAUUUUUUGUCAUUGCAUUUUAUAUGUGAGUGAUUAUAAUUGAUUUGUGUUAAAGUUUGAGUGUUUACACUAUAUUAUGUGCAUUUUUGAUUUCUAUAAGUUUGGUUAUGUACUGGAUAUUAUGAGUAAAAUACGAGUAUAUUUUCUGUAUUUAUCAAAAUGUUUAUUAAUUACUUAAUUAGCUUUUAUAGUUUUGUGCACAAUGGAUACUCUUAUUAGCCACUACAUGAGGAAAGUUGUGUUGCUAUUGUUCAAUCAAUUCAUAAAAUGGCUUGAAGUUAUAUCCUAACAUAUUGUUGUAAAAUCAUUAUUUCGUUGGAGGGUUCUUGUAAAUUAUCUGUGAAAAUAAACGUCCAGACCAUAAAUAAGGACAAUAAAUUACUUUA
This is a messenger RNA of Limulus polyphemus (Atlantic horseshoe crab), 1489 nucleotides long. It is a transcript of the gene bwa, whose product is annotated as alkaline ceramidase 2-like. The transcript has 5 exons. Lineage: Eukaryota; Metazoa; Arthropoda; Merostomata; Xiphosura; Limulidae. Gene Ontology annotation, cellular component: membrane. The coding region runs from base 39 to 863 and encodes 274 amino acids. Gene Ontology annotation, biological process: ceramide metabolic process. Gene Ontology annotation, molecular function: hydrolase activity, acting on carbon-nitrogen (but not peptide) bonds, in linear amides. The record is from RefSeq and is a predicted model, not a curated record.